This is a messenger RNA of Acanthosepion pharaonis, 3990 nucleotides long. Lineage: Eukaryota; Metazoa; Mollusca; Cephalopoda; Sepiida; Sepiidae. The record is from the annotation of a GenBank genome assembly.
AUGAUUACGAAAUCGUGCCACGUGGUUCUUUUAUUCGUUCAUAGACAAGAUCCAUGUUUAGCUUGCGGUACGGUUUUUCCAUUAAUUCCUUCCUUCCAUCAUUCAUUCAUUCUUUUCUCACUUCCCUCCUUCCUCCCUCCCUUCCUUCCUUCCUUCCUUCAUUCUUUUCUUCCUUCAUUCUUUCAUUUAAUCAUUCAUUCUUUUCUUCCUUCAUUCCUUCCUUCAUUUAUUCAUUCAUUCUUUCCUUCCUCACUUCCUUCCUCCCUUCAUUCCUUCCUUCCUUCAUUCUUUUCCUUCCAUUCAUUCAUUCUUUUCUUCCUUCCUUCCUUCCUUCAUUAUUCUUUCAUUCUUUUCUUCCUCCUUCAUUCUUUUCAUUUAUUCAUUCAUUCUUUUCUUCCUUCAUUCCUUCAUUCAUUUCUUUUUCAUUUAUUCUUCCUUCAUUCUUUUUUCUUCCUUCAUUCUUUCAUUUAUUCAUUCAUUCCUUCAUUACUUUCUUCAUUUAUUCAUUCAUUCUUUUUCCUUCCUUCCUUCCUUCCUUCCUUCCUUCUUCAUUUUUUUUCAUUUAUUCAUUCAUUCUUUUCUUCCUUCAUUCCUUCCUUCAUUUAUUCAUUCAUUCUUUUCUCACUUCCCUCCUUCCUCCUUCCUUCCUUCCUUCUUUCCUUCCUUCCUUCCUUCAUUCUUUCAUUUAUUCAGUCAUUUCUUCCUUCAUUCUUUUCAUUUAUUCCUUCAUUCUUUUUCACUUCCCUCCUUCCUCCCUUCCUUCCUUCCUUCAUUCUUUCUUUUCUUCCUUCAUUCAUUUAUUCAUUCAUUCUUUUCUUUUAUUCCUUCAUUCUUCAUUUUUUCAUUUUUUUCUCACUUCCUUCCUCCCUUCCUUCCUUCCUUUCUUUCUUUUCUUCCUUCAUUUUCAUUUAUUCAUUCAUUCUUUUCUUCCUUCAUUCCUUCCUUCAUUUAUUCAUUCAUUCUUUUUUUUUCUUCCUCCUCCUUCCUCCCUUCCUUCCUUCCUUCCUUCCUUCAUUCUUUCUUCCUUCAUUCUUUCAUUUAUUCAUUCAUUCUUCAUUCCUUCCUUCAUUUAUUCAUCUUUUCCUUCCUUCUUCCUUCCUUCCUUUUUCUUUUAUUCUUUCAUUUCAUUCAUUCAUUCUUUUCUUCUUCAUUCUUUCUUCAUUUAUUCAUUCAUUCUUUUCUCCUUCCCUCCUUCCCCCCCUUCCUUCCUCCUUCAUUCCUUCCUUCCUUCAUUUUUUUCUUCCUUCAUUCUUUCAUUUAUUCAUUCAUUCUUUUCUUCCUUCAUUCCUUCAUUUAUUCAUUCAUUUAUUCAUUCAUUCUUUUCUUCUUCCUUCCUUCCUUCCUUUCAUUUAUUCAUUCUUCCUUCCUUCAUUCCUUCCUUCAUUUAUUCAUUCCUCAUUUUUCAUUCCUUCCUUCCUUCAUUCUUUUCUUCCUUCAUUUCUUUUCUUCCUUCAUUCUUUCAUUUAUUCAUUCAUUCUUUUCUUUCAUUCCCUUCCUUCCAUUUAUUCAUUCAUUCUUUUUCCUUCCUUCCCUUCCUUUCUUUCCUUCUUUCUUUUUCCUUCCUUCUUUCAUUUAUUUCAUUUAUUCAUUCAUUCCUUCAUUCAUUUUUUCAUUUCUUUUCUUCCAUUCAUCCCUUCCUUCAUUCAUUCUUUUCUCACUUCCCUCCUUCUUUCAUUUAUUCAUUCAUUCUUUUCUUCCUUCGUUCCUUCCCUCCUUCAUUUAUUCAUUCAUUCUUUUCUCACUUCACUCCUUCCUUCCUUCCUUCCUUCCUUCAUUCAUUCAUUCAUUUCUUCCUUCAUUCUUCAUUUAUUUUAUUCUUUUUCAUUCAUUCUCCUCCCUUCCUUUUCCUUCCUUCUUUUCUUCCUUCAUUCUUUCAUUUAUUCAUUCAUUCUUUUUUCUUCAUUACUUUCUUCAUUUAUUCAUUCCUUCCUUCCUUCCUUCCUUCUUUUUCCUUCCUUCAUUCAUUUUUUAUUUUAUUCAUUCAUUCUUUUCUUCUUUUCUUCCUUCAUUCCUUCCUUCAUUUAUUCAUUCAUUCUUUUCUCACUUCCCUCCUUCCUCACUUCCUUCCUCCCUUCAUUCCUUCCUUCCUUCAUUCUUUUCUUCCUUCAUUCUUUCAUUUAUUCAUUCAUUCUUUUCUUCCUUCAUUCCUUCCUUCAUUUAUUCUUUCAUUCUUUUCUCACUUCCCUCCUUCCUCCCUUCCUUCCUUCCUUCCUUCAUUCUUUCAUUUAUUUCCUUUUCCUUCCUUUUCUUCAUUUAUUCAUUUUUUCUUUCUUCCUUUAUUCAUUCAUUCUUCUUUUCUUCCUUCAUUCUUUCAUUUAUUCAUUCAUUCUUUUUAUUCAUUCAUUCAUUUAUUUUUUCACUUCCCUCCCUCCUUCCUCCCUUCCUUCCUUCCUUCCUUCCUUCAUUCUUUUUUCUUCCUUCAUUCUUUCAUUUUUCAUUCAUUCUUUUCUUCUUCAUUCCUUCCUUCAUUUAUUCAUUCAUUCUUUUUAUUUCCUCCUUCAUUCCUUUUCCUUCCUUCUUCCUUCAUUCUUUCAUUUAUUCAUUCAUUCUUUUCUUCCUUCAUUCCUUCCUUCAUUUAUUCAUUCAUUCUUUUCUCACUUCCCUCCUUCCCCCUUCCUUUCCUUCCUUCUUUUCUUCCUUCAUUCUUUCAUUUAUUCAUUCAUUCUUUUCUUCCUUCAUUCCUUCCUUCAUUUAUUCAUUCAUUCUUUUCUCACUUCCCUCCCUCCUUCCUCCUUCCUUCCUUCCUUCCUUCCUUCAUUCUUUUCUUCCUUCAUUCUUUCAUUUAUUCAUUCAUUUUUUUUCUUCCUUCAUUUCCUUCCUUCAUUUAUUCAUUCAUUCUUUUUCUUCCCUCCUUCCCUUCCUUCCUUCCUUCCUUCCUUCAUUCUUUUCUUCCUUCAUUCUUUCAUUUAUUCAUUUUCUUUUUCCUUCCUUCCUUCCUUCUUUCAUUUAUUCAUUCAUUCUUUUUACUUCCUCCUUUCCCUUCAUUCUUUCAUUAAUUCUUUCUUCUUCCCUUCUUUCAUUUAUUCAAUUCUUUUUUUUCUUUCAUUCUUUCCCUUCAUUCAAUCUUUUCUUCAUUCAUUCUUUUCAUUCAUUCUUUUCUCACUUCCUCCUUCUUUCAUUUAUUCAUUCCUUUUCUUCCUUCGUUCCUUCCCCUCCUUCUUUUAUUCAUUCAUUCUUUUCUCACUUCUUCCUUCCUUCCUUCCUUUUCGUUUAUUCAUUCAUUCAUUUUUUCUUCCUUCGUUCUUUUCCUUCAUUUAUUCAUUCAUUUUUUUCUCAAUUCCUUCCUUUCCUUCCUUCCUUCCUUCCUUCCUUCCUUCCAUUUUUUAUUCAUUCUUUCCCUUCUUCCUUUUCAUUUAUUCAAUUUAUUCAUUCAUUCAUUCCAUUCAUUUCUUUUUUCAUUUUUUCUUCAUUUUCAUUCUUUUUCCUUCCUUCUUUUAUUCAUUCAUUCAUUCCUCCUUCUUUCGUUUAUUCCAUUCUUUUCUUCCUUCCUUUCCUUCAUUUAUUCAUUCAUUCUUUUUCUUCCUUCCUUCCUUCCUUCCUUCCUUCAUUCAUUCUUUUUUUUCAUUUAUUCAUUCAUUCAUUCAUUCAUUCAUUCUCUUCCUUCAUUCUUUCCUUCCUUCAUUUAUUCAUUCAUUCAUUCUUUUCUUCCUUCCUUCCUCCCUUCCUUCAUUUAUUCAUUCGUUUCUUCCUUCUUUCCUUCCUUCAUUCAUUCAUUUUUUCUUCUUUCAUUCCUUUCUUCAUUCAUUCAUUUCUUCCUUCCUUCAUUUCUUCAUUCAUUCAUUCUUUUCUUUCUUCCUUCCUUCAUUUAUUCAUUCAUUCUUUCAUUCUUUUCUUCCUUCGUUCCUUCCUUUCUUCAUUCAUUCAUUCAUUCUUUUCUUCCUUCAUUCAUUCAUUCAUUCAUUCUUUUCUUCCUUCCUUCAUUCAUUCAUUCAUUCUUUUCUUCCUUCAUUCCUUCAUUCAUUCCUUCGCUUUUUAAAACAAUACCCAUAG